UACUGCUGGUCCUGAACACUAUCACUUUCGGGCUGCACUUUACACGCUCACUGCACCUGUAUGUCAGAGGAUAGCAAGAAGGAAGGACUGACAGGAAUUACUUGCACAUUUUUGUGGUUCACUUCCCACACAAAAAGAUACUUUAAUAAGGAACAAAGGAAGCCAACUGAGAGAGUUGACAGAUUUUGCUUGGGAAUUGAAAAUAACCAGGGGCUUCACUUAAUACACACACCUCUGUGCAGUAAGAGAAGUAUGUCACAUCCACACGCUGAUCAUGCGGACCAUAGCAUGGCACCGGAUAGCACACACUCUCAUGGGGACCAUACGACGCCCGACGCAGGUCAUGGGCAACACACGAUGAUGAUGCAAAUGACCUUCUACUUUGGCUACAAAAAUGUGGAGCUGCUAUUCGCUGGACUGGUCAUCAACACCCCAGCAGAGAUGGUAGGUGCUUGCAUUGGUGUUCUCUUGCUGGCUAUGCUCUACGAGGGCCUGAAGAUCGGCCGUGAGGUCCUGUUGAGAAGGAAUCAGGUGAACGUGCGCUACAACUCUAUGCCAGUCCCAGGAGCCGAUGGCACCGUUCUCAUGGAGACACAUAAAACAGUCGGCCAGAAGAUGAUGAGUCUCCCACACUUCAUCCAGACGCUUCUUCACAUCAUCCAAGUGGUGGUCAGUUACUUCCUCAUGCUGGUGUUCAUGACGUACAACGGUUACCUGUGCAUAGCAGUGGCGUUGGGCGCUGGCUUCGGCUACUCUGUUCAGCUGGAAGAAGGCAGUAGUGGUGGAUAUUACAGAACACUGUCAUUAACCUCUCUUGUAUAAAAACCUCAAAAAACACCCACUGUACAAUC
This is a messenger RNA of Rhinichthys klamathensis goyatoka, 851 nucleotides long. RefSeq names its product solute carrier family 31 member 1 (gene slc31a1). Gene Ontology annotation, cellular component: membrane. Lineage: Eukaryota; Metazoa; Chordata; Actinopteri; Cypriniformes; Leuciscidae. Gene Ontology annotation, molecular function: copper ion transmembrane transporter activity. Gene Ontology annotation, biological process: copper ion transmembrane transport. The record is from RefSeq and is a predicted model, not a curated record.